Messenger RNA from Peronospora matthiolae, 354 nucleotides. The record is from the annotation of a GenBank genome assembly. Lineage: Eukaryota; Oomycota; Peronosporomycetes; Peronosporales; Peronosporaceae.
AUGGAUAACAGCAAGCCAGUGAAGACGCCUCAAGAUCCCGGUCUGAAGCUCACCAAGGACAUGUGUGACCAAGAAUGCAACCACGAAGACACCAUGUGCGACGUGCCAUAUCAAAGUGCUGUCGGAGGCAUCAUGUAUCUCAUGGUCGCCACACGUCCGGAUCUAGCUGCUGCGGUGGGAACAUUAUCCCAAUUCUCGUCCGACCCAUGCCCGACUCACUGGCAAGCUUUGAAGCGUGUGCUGAGAUACCUGCAAGCAGCGCCCAAUCACGGUCUUGAGUUCACACGUGAAGAAGGAAGCCGUAUCUGCGGGUACACCGACGCAGAUUGGGCCGGCGACAUUGAGUCAAGAUGA